This is a messenger RNA of Pistacia vera, 532 nucleotides long. Its product is annotated as serine/threonine-protein kinase PCRK1-like. NCBI's taxonomy places the organism in Eukaryota, Viridiplantae, Streptophyta, Magnoliopsida, Sapindales, Anacardiaceae. The transcript has 3 exons. Gene Ontology annotation, molecular function: ATP binding; protein tyrosine kinase activity. Bases 16 to 483 code for a protein of 155 amino acids. The record is from RefSeq and is a predicted model, not a curated record. Gene Ontology annotation, biological process: protein phosphorylation.
AAAGUUAGCUUCUCUAUGGAGAUACAUGAUAAAGUUGCUCCUAAAUCUUUUUUGCAGGGUCACAAAGAAUGGGUGACAGAAGUAAAUGUUUUAGGGGUUGUUGAACAUCAAAAUCUUGUCAAACUGGUGGGUUACUGUGCAGAGGAUGAUGAAAGAGGAAUUCAACGGCUUCUGAUAUAUGAAUAUAUGCCAAACAGAAGUGUACAAGAUCACUUAUCAAGUCGAUCGCAGACAACAAUUCCUUGGGCCACAAGACUGAAAAUUGCCCAGGAUGCUGCCCGAGGCCUAGCAUACCUCCAUGAAGGAAUGGAGUUUCAGAUUAUCUUUAGAGAUUUCAAGUCCUCAAACAUACUUUUGGAUGAGCAAUGGAAUGCAAAGCUUUCAGACUUUGGGUUGGCUAGAUUGGGACCUUCAGAUGGAAUAAGUCAUGUCUCAACUGCGUUUGUAGGAAGAGAGAGAGCAAUUUAUCUGAUAUCCAAAUAGGUUGUAGGAACAAUUGGAUAUGCAGCUCCUGAAUACAUUCUAACCGGCC